This is a messenger RNA of Phasianus colchicus (ring-necked pheasant), 4770 nucleotides long. Its product is annotated as keratin, type II cytoskeletal cochleal. The record is from RefSeq and is a predicted model, not a curated record. Gene Ontology annotation, cellular component: keratin filament. Gene Ontology annotation, molecular function: structural constituent of skin epidermis. Gene Ontology annotation, biological process: keratinization; intermediate filament organization. NCBI's taxonomy places the organism in Eukaryota, Metazoa, Chordata, Aves, Galliformes, Phasianidae.
UCCACCAGCUUCCUGUAAGUGAGGAUCUCCAAAUCCAGGGCCAGCUUGAUGUUCAUCAGCUCCUGAUACUCUUUCACCAGAUAUCCUCAGCAUUUGGUUUCCAAUGUCUGAAAAGCUUCUCAAAGGAGGAAGCUUUGGAUUGCGUAAAAUCAAGAAAACAAACAAACCAAGAAAACAGACUGCAUCAUGGCCUAUCUUAAAUGUAAGCACAAUUUAUGAAGGAACAGAGGACAUGACAAAGCAUUUCAUGGAAAACAUUGCCCACAGAGCAAAAGGUAGCAAAAACCAGAUGGGACAGGGUGGAGUGCUAACAUCCAGCAAAGGAACCAACCCUGAAGGUGUUUAGAAACAGGUUUGAUAAGGAGUAGGACAGCAAAGACUUGGUCCAAGGGCAAGCAUGUUUCCUGAAGGUUGGCAGCAGAGCCAGGAGGAUAGUUUAGGGAAUACACCAGCUCUUUGGGACACAGAGUCUCUUUUGGGCUAGAUCUGUGACCAGCAGAUUGGUUGACUGGCUGUGCAGGACACCAGGAAUUUUGUGUGAUGGGUGCAGGGUUAUAGGAAUUAUAGGAAUGCUGGUUCUGCUGAGAAUGGAGGAGGUGGUUCUCUUAGAGAAGCCUGAGCUUCCCUGCUCUUCUGUGACACCUCCAGCUCCUCUUACCCAGAUGUGCUCAGAGCAUUUCCAGGCUGGGAAUUAAAUCUUUGAGUGCUACUUCUAUGUCAUGAAAUUGGUAUGGGGAAGGCUGAGACAUUUAGGAAACAGGUGAAAUGGCAUCUCCUAACAGAGAGAUGAUAAUGAAAUCAAGAAUGGCAGCCAUUCCAUGGGCAGAUGGGACAAGGUGGGAAUAGCUUUAAACUGAAAGAGGGGAGGAUGGGAUAGGAUAUAGGGGGAAAUUCUUUACUCAAAAGAGGGUGAGGCCCUGGCAGUGCUGCCCAGAGAAGUGGAGGUGCCCCAUCUCUGAAGGGGCUCAGUGCCAUGGAUGGGACCCCUGGGCAGCUGAUGGAGGGUUGGGAGCAGCCCAGGGCAGGGAGUGGGGCUGGAGGAGGUUUGAAGUCCCUUCCAACCCAAACCACUCUAUGAUUCUAUGCUUGAAUCUGUUCUUUGGCAGUCAGGUGUGCAUCGCUCCAGUUAGAAGUGAGCCUCCUCUGCUGCUUCCUUAACAGAAAGAGGGGCUGUGCCUAGGGGCAGAAAGAGGAACAAGCAUUGGGAAUGCAGCCAGGAGAUUGCUUCGCAGGGCAAAAGGGAUACAUCCUGUCCUGGAGCUGAUCUGGAAUGUCAGAAACAUUUCCCUUGAAUUGUUGCUUUCUCCAAAGAGGGGACAGUGAGGGCACAGAAGGAUCUGACUGUCACACGUCCUACAGUUGGGCACUUCUGAGGUUCCCUUUAGGUUCCCCAUGGUGUUAAACUCACCCUCUCUUUGCCUGUUCUUAUAAGGCUAGGCAGCGUGGCUAGCAAGAUUUACCUGUCUGGUUUUUCUGCUCUAUAGCUGGAAUGUUAGCUGUGUUGCCAGUAACUAUGUACCGAGCUUAAUUACAGCCUGCCACUCUUCCUUCAUCCUCAUUGCAUCUCAGCCCAAUCCCAGUCUGUCCCAGCCUGCCAAAGCAGCUUCAACGCAUUGCCGGGCGCUGACAUAAUCUCUCAUGUGGAGCAAACAACGCUCCUGACUGAAAGGGGAGCAGGCCAAGCCAGCCCGACGCGCUCACCACACGGCUCCAGAGGGACCUGGCAGCCAGGAGGUGACUCACAUGGAGAUGGAGCCUUCUACAAACUCAUCACAGCAUUUAUCUCCUUCAAGGAGCAGAAGCUCUUGAUGCCAUCUAAAUCGCUUCCCCCAGAAGAGACGUCACCUGCAAAGAAUUUACAGAAGGGUUUGGAAGGCAGGAUGGGACAUGCCCCAGUUUGCUUCGCGCUCAGGAAGAUUUCCAGCCCAUCUGCUGCUCACGUAGCUUCCAGGAAAUUUCAGCAUCCCCUCAUGCAAGCAGGGAGGAACAGAGAAGCUUCGAGGAAAUGGGGACCAGCCCUGUCCUUCUGCAUCUCUGCUCUGCUCGGAGGAGCCCAGUGCUUCACAUCCCUCAGCUGUGCUGGUGGCAGGGACACGGGGAGCUGAGGAACAAAAGCUGUGAGCACGGCACUGGGCGCCAGCACAGCUGCCCUCACGUUUAAGGACAGGAGAUACCGCAGGACCCGCAGCAGCCAUGUCCCGCUCCGUCAGCUUCAGCUCUCGCUCCGUGGCCGUCCCAGGGGUCAGCCAGGUGCGGGUCAGCUCCAUCUCCUCUGUCCGUGGAGGCAGUGGCCUUGGCAAGGCAGGGGGCUUUGGCAGCUCCAGCCUCUACAACCUGGGCUCUGCCAACAAGCGGAUCUCCCUCGGAGGCAGCAGCUCCUACAGUGUUCGCUCUGGAUACGGCAUGGGGUUCGGUGGGGCCAUUGCCCCCGGGGUGGGCAUCCAGGAGGUCACUGUCAACCAGAGCCUCCUGACCCCCCUCAACCUGGAGAUCGACCCCAACAUCCAGCGGGUGCGCAAGGAGGAGAAGGAGCAGAUCAAGACCCUCAACAACCGCUUUGCCUCCUUCAUUGACAAGGUCCGGUUCCUGGAGCAACAAAACAAAAUGCUGGAGACCAAAUGGAGUCUGCUCCAGGACCAGAAGACCACCCGGAGUAACAUCGUCCCCAUGUUUGAGGCAUACAUCACCAACCUGAGGAGGCAGCUGGAUGGGUUGUUAAAUGACAAAGGGCGUUUGGAGGGUGAACUGAGGAACAUGCAGGAUCUUGUUGAGGAUUUCAAAGCCAAAUAUGAAGAUGAGAUCAACAAGCGCACGACAGCAGAGAAUGAGUUUGUGGUGCUCAAGAAGGAUGUGGAUGCUGCCUACAUGAACAAAGUGGAGCUGGAGGCCAAGGUGGAUGCGCUGACGGAUGAGAUUAACUUCCUGAGAUCUCUCUACGAAGCGGAGCUUCGUGAGCUGCAGGCCCAGAUCUCUGACACCUCUGUGGUGCUGUCCAUGGAUAACAGCAGAAACCUGGACCUGGACAGCAUCAUUGCGGAGGUCAAAGCACAGUAUGAGGAUAUUGCCAACAGGAGCCGGGCAGAGGCUGAGUCCUGGUACCAGAGCAAGUUCGAAGCGCUGCAGGUCACUGCUGGGAAGCACGGGGAUGAUCUGCGCAACACCAAGAAUGAAAUCACAGAGAUAAACCGUGUGAUCCAGCGGCUGCAGGGCGAGAUUGAAAACGCAAAGGCCCAGCGUGCCAAGCUGGAAGCUGCCAUCGCUGAAGCUGAGGAACGUGGUGAGCUGGCUAUCAAAGAUGCCAGGACAAAGCUGGAGGAGCUGGAGGCUGCUCUGCAAAAGGCAAAGCAGGACAUGGCCCGGCAGCUGCGUGAGUACCAGGAGCUGAUGAACGUCAAGCUGGCCCUGGACAUUGAGAUUGCGACCUACAGGAAGCUGCUGGAGGGCGAGGAGAGCAGGUUGGCUGGCGAUGGGGUUGGCAGCGUCAACAUCUCCAUGGUCACCUCCAGCGGUGGUGGAUCCAGUGGAUUCCUGGGAGGAGGGGUCCGUGGAGGCCUUGCCCUGGGAGCAGGGAUGGGCAGCGGAGCACUCGGCUUCUCCUCGGGGGGCUCCAGCAAAUCCUACACCGUCACCACGACCUCAUCCACCAGAAGCUUCAGGAAGUAAAGGCAGGAACGGAACCCAGCGGUACCCACGACACGGGAGGAGGGAAAACACAGAAAGAGAAGUUUGGUUGCCUUUCGUAGGACAAAUUGGCUGCAAAAUUUCUGCAGUGAUGAAUGAAUUGGAAUAAGAUAUACCAGAGUAUAUACUUGACCCUGCUGCGUCACACCUAAGGCUUGAUCCUGUACUGUUGAACUCAGUGGGAGCCAUCCCACUGAGAGCAGGGUCAAGCCUGUAGGGUGAAAUUCCUCCGGGGAAGCAGGCAGGUUAAUGCUUUUGUUACUUGUAUGCUUGGUACCCCUGCUCAGGGCUGGCUUUCACCCUUUGAAGGGCAAAGCAAUCAUUGUGGCAAGCUUUUCCACAUUUCUGCUGUGGUUUUACAAAAGAGACCAGAAGAUUAUCUCCCUCUGAAUAUGAUUUGGAAGACUUCAUUCCCUUGGGCUGCUCAGAAAGUGCCAGCCCUGAUUGAGAUUUCAGUCAGGGGUUGUUUUUUUUAAAUAUACCAGGAAGAAAAUGGUGAAACUGCUUUGGGUUUCUCCUUAUGUUCUUUAGAAAUUGGCUCAGAAAUGGAAUUGGACAAUUCUGGUCUGAUGGAAGCUAAUUUCUUACUGAAGGCAAGCAGACAGAUCUCCUUUAUAGGCUCUGUAUAACAAAAUAACUCACAAAUUCACCCAUUCUGUCUUCUUAACAGAAGCCCAAAGCCUAAAGGGUAUGGAAAUUGCUUAAAAUUACAAGCAGCACACUGAAAUGGGAGAUAACACUCCCCAUCCUUGGGUGCCUCUGUUUACUACCCUAUGUUCUAGAGCAUUACUAGUGAUAUCCAGGGUCUCUCCUACCAUUGGGGAAAAAGCGUGUUUUGUUGAUGCUUCAUUACAAUAACUCCUUGUUCCUGCCAAAAUGAGUCUUCAACCUAAACACGUCGGGGAAAUAGUUUGUUACUGCGGUAGGAAGAAUUUUUAAAUAAACAAGUCAAAGAAACUGCAUGGAAUUGUUGCAUUGCGUGCUCUGCCGUGUCCUAACAGCGUAUCUCUGGUUGAUGUUUUAUACCUUUGUGGUCUGGGAGUUUGCUAUGAGGCCAUUAAUAAAGUUGCCCUGCUGUGUGCUUCUUCA